AUGAGAGCACCAGCUGUUCCAGACGACUCUAUGAUCAAGCUCUCCGUAGCCGAUGCGAGAAAGACCUUUAAAACAGAGGUGUCUGUGUCCUCAGUACUGUGUCUGUCGUCAGUGAGAGAAUUACCAGUCCAGGUGAGGGAGCUGUAUGGUCAGGGCUUCGUCCUGGUGGCUGUCCAUCCCUUUGUCCACCCUUGUGGCCCCAGGCCUGCACGCAUCCAACGCCAGCUACACAGAGCUGUCCUCAUCAGAGAGACACACAGUUCAGAGAACGAGCUGAAGUGGGCGGGGCUUCGCCUGGAGACAGACGUGUGUGUGGCGGGUCAACAGGCCCCUGACCCAGAAGUCAUCCAGAACUAUGUGAAGAAGAUCCAGGACAUGGCGGAGCAAGGUAUGCUGUUUGUGGGCUUCCUGCAGCAGCCUGGCGGGGGACCCUGUUUCCUUGGGCACUUGGACCCUGAGGACCUGUCCUCCCUGCACUCCAGCCCCUCCCCCAUACACAGACACCCCACCAGUCCCUCAGAACCCAUGAUACUGGAUCCCAGCACUACAGACUCUGCAGAACCCCACCAGAACCUCCUAGAACCAGAACACAACCGAAACACAGAAGUGAAAACACCAGAACACAAGUCGGUUGAACUCAGAACAAUUGAGCAGAACCCUACAGAUACCAGUCUGGUGGAGCUGGACUUGAGCUCCACAGGACCGCUAGAUCUCACACAGGACUCUACUCCAAUAGAAUCAUCAAACAGAGAACACGACCACAGUCCAGGCAAAAUAGCCUCAAUAGAAGACCAACCAAACCGCUGUCCAGAUGAACCAGCAGACUCAUCAGAGAGACCCAGCCAAAGAGAUCCAGCUAGUGACCAACAGAACCACAACCACGCCCCAACAGAACUCCCUGGUGACCAGGAUCAACUACAGUCUGACAACACAAUAGAGACCACAUGUAUAGAGAGACAACAGAAUGAAAGCCAAGCAGACUUCCUCAGGAUUCUACUACCCAACUUCAGCCCAACAGAGUUAACACAUGGACUUGGUGGUCCAGACGCAGACAGACAGUGCCAGGGAGACAGACAGAGUCUAAGCCCUCAGACACAGAACCACAACCAGAGACUGGAAAUAGACCACGGCUCAGACAACCUGGUCCGGUCACCAGAACUAGACAACGGUGACCACGGGUCAGAGUCCGGGGCUGAGAGGGGGCUGUUUGCCCUAUACAACCACACGGGGGAGCUGUCCAGCUCUCUGAGGUUCUACUCCCUCAGGGUUCCGCUGCAGCUGCAGAGAGAGGCAGGGCUAGUGACUGAGGUUGACGCCCACUGGCUGGAUCACAUGACCCAGCAUUUCACCAGCGGAGCUCACCUCAUUGACGGCUUCUUUCACCUUGGAGACGACAAUGACAGCGGGGUCUCCUCUGUGGACAGUGUGUUCAUCUUUCAGAGCUCCUCAGAAGAAACCCCACCCACUUCAUACGACGCCAUUGUGGUGGAGCAGUGGACCAUUGUUGAUGUGAGGUGUAGUGGUAAGGACAGACUACAUUCCUUUGCUCCAGUCUCUGGCUCCCUAUGGAUGGAGACUGACGUGUGUGCUGCCUACUCCCAUCGUUAA
Messenger RNA from Oncorhynchus gorbuscha (pink salmon), 1608 nucleotides. RefSeq lists its product as uncharacterized. The transcript has 7 exons. The record is from RefSeq and is a predicted model, not a curated record. The coding region runs from base 1 to 1608 and encodes 535 amino acids. Lineage: Eukaryota; Metazoa; Chordata; Actinopteri; Salmoniformes; Salmonidae.